Messenger RNA from Pristis pectinata (smalltooth sawfish), 756 nucleotides. Its product is annotated as complement C1q-like protein 2. NCBI's taxonomy places the organism in Eukaryota, Metazoa, Chordata, Chondrichthyes, Rhinopristiformes, Pristidae. The record is from RefSeq and is a predicted model, not a curated record. Gene Ontology annotation, molecular function: protein binding. The transcript is spliced from 2 exons. The coding region runs from base 7 to 756 and encodes 249 amino acids.
GUGGCCAUGGUCUUGAUUCUGCUCAUCGCCAUCCCCUUACUGGUCCAAAGCUCCAAGGCUUCAGCCCACUACGAGAUGCUCGGCAGCUGCAGAAUGGUCUGUGACCCCUACAGCCCAAAGCCCAGCUCUACGGCGGCAGAAGCCAUACAGGAUCUGGCCGUGAUGUCCCCGCCACCCUUCAUCCACGGGAGCAAGGGCGACCAGGGACGCCGAGGUAAACCUGGACCCAGGGGACCUCCCGGUGAGCCUGGACCCCCGGGUCCAAGAGGUCCACCUGGAGAGUGGGGAGAUCUGGGCAAACCCGGUCCACCCGGGCCACCGGGUUCAGGGGCAGGGACAUUCAGCGCAGCUUUCCACAGCCCGAAGAUCGCCUUCUACGCCGGCCUCAAGAAACCGCACGAGGGCUACGAGAUUCUUAAGUUUGACGAUGUGGUGACUAACGUUGGAAACCACUACGAGGCUUCUACGGGCAAGUUCACCUGCACGGUGCCCGGGAUCUACUUCUUUACCUAUCACGUACUGAUGAGAGGAGGGGACGGCACCAGUAUGUGGGCAGACCUGUGCAAGAAUGGCCAGGUACGAGCUAGUGCCAUUGCCCAGGACGCUGAUCAGAACUAUGACUACGCCAGCAACAGUGUCAUCUUGCAUCUGGAUGUUGGAGAUGAAGUCUACGUGAAGCUUGACGGAGGGAAAGUUCAUGGUGGCAAUAGCAACAAGUAUAGCACCUUUUCCGGUUUCAUCAUCUACCCAGACUGA